AAAUAAAAAACGAGGUUAUGACACCAUCAUAAUUUCCAUGAUAAUUUCAAAUUUGAAUUUUUUUCCCUGAGUAAUGGAUAUUAAAGAACGAGUAUUAUAUAGGAAGAUUGAGGAAAGUGGUAUAAGAGUUCAAGCCGAUUUUGGUAUAAAAUGUCUCUCCCUUGUUAUAUUCCAAGAAACUAACGAGGAAUUCUUAAUAUUCAAGUCGAUGAUUCUAGAGCAAAAUUUGAAACAUCAAGCUGAUAAACUAGGUCUAAGCGAGGAUGACUACUUCGAAAAAUUGAUUUCUCUCUUUGAAAAUCCAUGUAGAGUGAAGUUCAACUUGUGUAAUAACAACCUAACUGUGAUUGAGGAUGUGAAUUCCCAUCUUCAAGUCAAAUACUUCACUUGCAAUAUCAACAAGGCUAGCAGUUCUUCUAUAGGGAGUUUCAUUGAUGACCUUCAAUCUCAAAAGGCACAUUCAGAUAAACAGUGCAAGAAGCUCUUAUAUGACAAUGAUUGUCUUAAGAGGGAUGUUGAUGAAUAUAAAAAAAAAUUGGAGGAAUUAGUUGAUAGGAAGAUUAUUGAUGAACAAAUGAUGUUGAGAAACUUUGUUUUACUCUUGAAUGAAAAGAAAAAAAGAAUUCAGCAUCUCAGUGAAUUGUUAGAGGCAUAUAGAAAUGAUCCAUCUUUAGCUGAACCAGUAGAAGUGAAUAUUAACUGUAAUAAAAAAAGGAAAACAAAAAAUACGACAUCUAGAGAACCUCAAUGUCAAAUUGAAGAGAACAUUUCUGAUUCAGGAUCGGGUGAUUCAAACCAUGCUUUUGAAAUUGAUAAGGAACAUCUUGCUGAUGGGAUAAAAGCUGAAAGCACUUCUAGCAAACAUGAUGAUAUAUUUGAGGAGUCUUCUUCAGAUCAGGACUUGUCAUUAAUGAAAUUUCCAAACCCAAAUUCUCUAAAAAAUUUUUCUGAUAUGUUAGCAAGCACCAGUAAGGAAAUUACUCCUAAUUCAGAAUUGAAAUCGAAUGAAAAUGAUAAGCCUUCAUUGAGUGCAUCACUAGAUUUUCAAAUGGACAAUAUUGAUACUCAGGAAUAUAUUGAUAAUUUGUAAAUUAUUUUUAAUACAUGGAAAUAAUUGAAUAUGAUAACUAAUAAUAAAAGAAUUCAAAUAACUAA
Messenger RNA from Coccinella septempunctata (seven-spotted ladybird), 1155 nucleotides. RefSeq lists its product as uncharacterized. The record is from RefSeq and is a predicted model, not a curated record. The transcript is spliced from 3 exons. Lineage: Eukaryota; Metazoa; Arthropoda; Insecta; Coleoptera; Coccinellidae. Gene Ontology annotation, biological process: DNA recombination; double-strand break repair. Bases 74 to 1090 code for a protein of 338 amino acids. Gene Ontology annotation, cellular component: nucleus. Gene Ontology annotation, molecular function: DNA binding.